Salvelinus namaycush (lake trout) is the source of this 2559-nucleotide messenger RNA. RefSeq lists its product as uncharacterized. NCBI's taxonomy places the organism in Eukaryota, Metazoa, Chordata, Actinopteri, Salmoniformes, Salmonidae. The transcript is spliced from 6 exons. The record is from RefSeq and is a predicted model, not a curated record. Gene Ontology annotation, cellular component: nucleus. The coding region runs from base 181 to 1980 and encodes 599 amino acids.
GUUUACCAAGAACAAUUUACACGUUAGCAUUGUUGUUAUUUAGACGUUUAUUAACACAUUGGAACUCAAAAUAUGACUCAUUUAACGGCACAACAUCACAUACUUACUUCAGGUAGUCUUUAAUUCACGUUGGAGACAGGACUUGGUUGAUAGACGUUAUCUAAGUAACGUUAGCUAACAAUGUUUUUUCACACUCAAAUAGCCUCCAUCAUGGAGGUACUAGCGAAUGCAGCCGUGGCAGAGAUCUGUAAACUCGUAGACGACGACUAUGCAGUGUUUCGUUUGGAAAUGUCUCAAAGCCAGAAAGAAAACAGGACAUUGCGUAGGAAACUACAGCUAUUGGAACUGAAGGUGGUACGGGAGCGCGCAGAGAGAACAAUUAGAGAGCGCGUCCGCGCCAGUCGUCCCUGUAGUGUCAAGAUCCUCGACCAAUACAACGGAAUGGCAAGAGGUGAAGGACAUCUCACUGGAGGCCACCUGAUCUCUGUGAAGCCAGCAGGACACAAUACAUGGAGAGAUGACCAACCAAUCACUGUUGAUGAGGGAAGUGGAUCUUCAACCCAGCAUGUUAUUGUGAUAGAGUCUGCAGAUGCAGAGGCUUCUGGAGGAUCGUCUCUGGUCAAACAGGACAGGACUGAAGGAGAGGACCCACGAGACAUCCAGACUAGAGCAGCGGCUGGCGUGACGCCCCCUGUAGCCACGGAGGACCUCGCCACCACGCCCCAUCCAAGGACCCGACGCAGCAUCACGGAGGAGGAGGAGGGUCCAGAGGUGCUGCUGGUGAAGGAGGAGGGUCUGGGGAACCCUGAGGAGACCAUAGUCAUGGAGGACAACCAGACUACACCUCCUCCUGAACCCACAGAGGAACCAGCUGAGCAGCACAGGACAACACACAGUAUCACUGAGUCAGUAGACAUGGAGGAUGGGAAGCCUGAUCUGCUGAUUGUCAAAGAGGAGACAAUAGACGACGAACCAGAGAGCAUUGACCUGCUGAGUGGACUAAAGAUGGGGGAGGAAGGUGGUUGGCUGGAGGCUAACAGAGGAGACUGGGCAGCCAUCUUGGAUUCCCAGACCCAGACCUGUGCAGCCAAAGGCCUAAGAGACAACGUCACUGAUCAGGCCAGGACCAGAGGCGAUAUAAUGGAGGUCAGUGGAUGGGACAGCAUCCUCAACUCUCAGCGGGGGAACUACACUGUUAACCACAACCAGAAACUAACAGUCGAACACAAAACAACAACCAAACUUAGUCUCCAUGACAACAGACUGGCUGAGACCAGGGCGAGGCGUAGAUUUGGUCUGCAGGUACGGGGAGGUGUCCGUAUGCGGCUGGAGAGAACAGACACAGACUCGGCUAGCGAUGCUCCGUCCUGCUCCUAUAGCUGUGAUUCAGAGGGAUUGAUGGCACCUCAGGUUAACCCCCUAACAGGUGCUGCCUUCAGCCUGCCUUCUAUAGGAUCUAUCAACUGGAACAUGGACCCUGUGACAACACAGACACUCCCUGGCCUUCAUCCUCCUCACACUCUCCUGAUGUUAAACCAGACCUCAGACAAUGCCUCAACACUAAAUGGCUACACAAGCCCAUUGACAAAUGACCGUAGUAGAGACGUAAUCUGUAAAGCUGGCAGCGUCAAAGAGAAGCGCUUCCCAUGUUCAUUCUGUGGGAAAGCCUUCAGUUUUCCCAAACAGGUGGAGAUCCACCAGAGGACUCACACAGGGGAGAAACCAUUCAACUGUACACAGUGUUAUAUGCGCUUCGCCCGGGCUGGCCACCUGAAGAGCCAUCAGAGGGUCCACACAGGGGAGAAACCCUUCAGCUGCCCCCAGUGUGAGAAGAGGUUCUCCCACCAGCACCAGCUGAAGAGGCACCUGAAGGUCCACACGGGAGAGAGGCCGUUUGCCUGUACGCACUGCGAGAAGAGGUUCUCAGAGAGGAGCUAUCUCAGGAUACACCAGCAGAAAAUGCACAUGGUCCAUGUAUAGAUAUGUAAUUUAGUACUAGUUAAUUUGUUUGUAGUUCAUUCUGUUGGUUUUGGAUGUAGUAGGGAACUGGAUGAGGUGAACUGAGGAAAGAAUGAGUAUGAUGAGGCAGAGUAGAUGAUAAGGUGAUGGUUGAUGUGAUGGUGUCUAAAAAUGCUUCACUGAUGUAAAGUGAGCCGUGUCCUGUUUGAUGCUGGUGUUUUAUAAAUGAGGAAAUGUUAGUGCCUUAAUUCAUUUUUACUUAAAAUUAAGUAGUGAAGAUGUGUGUAAUGUUGAACCUUUUCCAAAGUAUUCUAAAAUGUAUUUUAUGGUACCAGAUUUAUAGAAGUUAGUGUUACCAUAGUGAAGUUAUUCUACUUGUGAUUGCUAUUUUGUUUAAAUGAACUACUAAAUUGACUCUGCUGACUGACUUGGUUAUUUUGUAUCAUUUUUUAUAUAUAUAUAUUUUAGAAUAAGCUCCAUAUUGUUAGGUACUUGAAUCAGUUUAAGAUGGGCUGUGGUUCACAUUUUAUAAUGUCAUGUUUCUGUGUGUACAGGAAAGAGUUUAAAUAAAGUUCUGCUUUUCAGUACAAUCUUUGCUUG